AUGCUCGACUCGUUGACAUUUAUCGUCGAGAAGCUAUGCCUUCUGUCCAACUUCAAACUUUUUGAGUUUAAAUUGACUGAUGGGAAACGCAAAGAGUCGGGAUGCCAAGAGCGAAAGACGCAUAGUCACGCGCCGUUGACUCUCCAGAGAGGGGACCUUUUGGAGGUGCCGAGAACUUUGUUCACGCACUUCGGUAUCUACUUGGGUGACAACAAAGUCGCGCACCUGAUCCCAGAUAUCAUGCCCGUGCUAACCAAUGAUAAGAUGAUCAUCAAAAAAGUUAUCACAAAUAAGAGACUCAUCAUGGGUUGCCUGUACAAGUGUGCCACGGUACGCGUGGACAACUUGGAGGACUUUGUGUAUGGCUCAAACAUAUUGGUGAAUCAUAUGGAUAGAAAAUGCAAUGCGCAACAACCGUUCCCAAAUGAAGAGGUUGCAGAAAGGGCAGAACAACUCGUCGGCACCAUCCCUUACAGUUUACUAUGGAAUAACUGUGAACAUUUUGUUACAUACUGCAGAUACGGUGCAGCGAAAAGUCAGCAAACGGAAAUGGUAAUUUUAUUUUCCUUGCAUUAUUUAUUUAUUUAUUUUCAAUACAAUUAAGUUGUGCAUAAUUCUGACCCCUUAACUUUUACGCUACUGGAGAUACUGUAAAUGUAGUGUCUUCUUAAAAUAUUUUGCCUAUGCAUGACCUGUAUCACAGUGAGGACUGUUAUCUUUAGAUUAUGGCAUAGAUAAUGUUUUCAGAGAUUUGCAUUUAGAUUUGGUUAGACCUGGUUGUAUUACUUAUUGGGCACAGCAUCUCCAACCUUUGAUAUUUCCAAUCCCAUAUUUUGCAUUUAUAUUCAUGAUAAUGCAUCUCCAUUUUAAAUUAUAUUAUGUCAUGGUUAAUAUAAUAGGCAACUAUAUUAAGAAACAUUGUGUUUUAUUCAGUGUUACUGAAAAUACAUUUAUUUGGGCUUUGGUUUGUUGUUUUGGUGUUGUUGUAUCCAAGGUCUUCUUCUCUCUUUUCUUCCAUAAUUCAUAAAAGUUUCGAUUUAAAACAUAAAGAAAUUAAAUAUGCCUAAAAUGAAUUGUUCAUAAAAGUCCUGUGUAUUAUUUAUCUCCUUUCUCUGCAGUUUUGUGAGUGCCUGAAAUCAAUCAUCCGAGACCAGAGGAGUGUCUUUCUCAGCGUUCUUCUGGGAAUGAUCUACAUCGUCUGCUUUGGCCUGGCGGCUUCAACUACGUUACCCACAAUCCUCAUCCCCUUCACUCUGUGGAUGGCCGGCUGAGUGGCCAAAGUUCAAAGCCUUCAAACAAUCCUAUGGACAUUUCAAUAGAAACUAUUUGGGAUGGUGUCUUUUCAUUGGUCCUUAUGAUGACAUUACUUGGCACCUCCCAACUCAUAUGCCUUUGGUAUAGGCCUAUAGUGGCAUAUCAUAUAAUAGGCCAUUGUUACAGCAAGCGCUACCAUUCAUUCACUUUUGAUUUGAUACUUGCCAGCCAAAAGUAAACAGAGGGCGAUGUAGUUGUAGGCCUAGCAAUUUACAUUUUAGUGUUCAUGUCAACACUUACUGUAUUGUAUGUAGGCCAUUAAGGCAUUAUAAAGGCCAUAUGAUCCCUCUGUGACCAAAGUAUCAUCCCUAUUUCCCCCCAAAAGAUUGGCUAAGGCACGUUUUCUACUUUUUAUCUUACUGUGUAAGUCAUUGUAGUCUAAUCUGUAAAUAAUUCAAUUUCUUCAAUGAUGAUACUCUUGUAUAAUUUGUAUAUAUAUACAUUCAGUUUGAAACUCUAAGAGUACUACGCUGAUUAAUACAAUACUUUUACCUAUGUGUUUUGAGAGCAGAUCAUUUCAUUUCGUACAAAUACAUUGUAAAUAUCAGAAAUGUUAAUAAAGAUAUUGGAAGUUAUCAUUUGGUUUGUUUUGGUCUGGUUCCAGAAAAUAUGUAAAUAAUUGACGUUUGAAGUAUUUUCCAACAUGUUUCAAUACCGUUAGGUACAUGCAAUCACAGUGCAUCUUAAUACUCACAAUGCAUCUCUAUCAAUACCACCCACAGCAUUUUCAAAUGAUCAUGUUAUUGAUAUAAUAUUGACCACAUAAAAUCCCCAAUAUAUCCCCAUAGUAUUUCAAAUCCCCAAUAUUUAAUCAUAUUAAGUCAAUUUACGUAAAAGCUACAUUUUCUGGAUAAUAUUGCUGAGUAAUGACUAUGCAUUAUUAUUUUCUUUCUACUGUACCGUAUUCACAAUUUUAGACAUAUCAAGAGUGAGUCAGCAUUAUUAACUCACCGUCUGUUUAUUCAGGCUAUAACAUUUUUAUGACCUUUUAAACUGGGGGUUUGUUUUUCUGAUUUGCCAAUGAAAGCCGCAUAACUGGAACACUUUCCCUGAUUAAAUCCUCGGUUGUGAAAUUAAGCCGCCCUCGAAACCACGCGAUUAGCGGAAAGCUCCUUUAUUUCUGUCAAAAUUGCACUGCAAAGUUGAGAAACCUCUAAUCCCACGCGCUUGGCUCCUCCCAGACCCUUAGCCUUGAUAAAACGGCCAGGUGUCAAACCGUUGGAUAUAGUUCUGCCACCAUGAUUCCCUUCCUCCAACUCCUCAGCCUCCUCUUCAUCUCUUCUAAAGUGGAUGAAGAGGACAAAGACUCUAAGUAUGACCUGUCCUUGUACAAACGUGGCGACCUUUUGGAGGUUCCUAGAACUCUCUUCACCCAUUUCGGCAUCUACCUGGGCAACAACCGGGUGGCCCACUUCAUCCCGGACAUCCUUCCAGUCUUCACCAAGAACAAGGCAGCCAUCGGCAAGAUGGUGACCAACAACCGGCUGAUUCUAGGGGUGAUCGCCAAGUCGGCGAGCGUCAGGGUGGACUCAUUGGCGGAUUUUGCGUAUGGCUCUGAGAUCCUGGUCAACCACAUGGACAAGCUGUGCAGCCAGCCCCCCCUGGAGGGGGACGAGGUGGCCAGGAGGGCAGAGAAGCUCAUGGGCCCCAUGACCUACAGCUUGCUGUGGUACAACUGUGAACACUACGUCAUGUACUGCCGCUAUGGCAUGGCCAUCAGCUACCAGACAUACCAGGUGGAGUAUGGGGUUCUCUCCUUUGUCAGAGGGCACUGUUCUUACACGUUUUGGGGGUAGGAUGUGAUUGCAAAAUCUAUGGUGAUUUCACGGACGACUAAGAUCAGUCACUGCAAACUUCUCAGAGCGACAUCAUCACGUGACCCCCAGGGCACUUGAAAUCAAGCAAAGGAGUGUGUCACUUUAGACAAUAGGGUUUCCCAAACCUCCCCUCAACAGUCAGUCCACUGAUUUGACCUAUCCCAGUUUUAGCACACCUGAUUCACCCUGUCAAUCAUCAAACCCUUUAAUAGUUGUGUGCUAGACUCCUGGAAUAGAUCAGUGGAAUGGCUGGAGUUACUCAAGAAAACAAUGCUUUAGUUGAGACUGAAGGAAUAACAUUGUAGACCAUGAGCCAAUAGUACUAUACACUGUAGUACUUGGUGUUACAUAAUGCUCAGGGCAACGAACCAAUGGCGGGAGGAGUUACUGCUGGUUCAAAUUACGGUCAGACAAACUUUUUGUAAUACUGUUCAUUUAUUAUUGAGUGAAGAACUUACUGAGACAUAUUAAAGUGAAUAGCUACCGAUAAAUACGCGCGGGGGAAGCAAAAACUACAAAAACUUGUUCUUAAAUGACUUACAUUAGUAUAUAGCUUUCCUGUUAGAGCAUUAGGCUACACAUUAAACAUUUAUUGGAAGGAAUCAGCUUUACCUCAGAGCAUAUAGUCUCUCCAACCUUUCUGAAAUGCCCCUUUUGGUACAUGUGAUUGUAACCACAGAAAUGUCUCUAUUUAUCCAGUCACCUAUGUCUUAGGAUCAAAACGUCACACGUGAGGGAUAUUUUCUGAAAGAAAAUAGUGUUGGCACUUGGUUUGUGUGGGAAAUAUGCCAGAUAUUUCAAUGGAUUUGAUGGAACAAAACACAGAUUAUGGGACUAUAAAGUGUUGUCGUUAAAUUGACCUGUCACCUCACGUGCCAAAUCGGAACAUAGGUAAAAGGAAAAUGCAUAAGACGAAACCUUUCUUCAACCGUCAGAUAUGUUUUGGUCUUCCAAGUAAAAGUGCUGUUUCAUGCUGACAUCGACUGACUGUGUUGGAAACUAUGGUGAAAUAACGGCUUAGUUGCUCAACUCCUUUGGUUUGAGAAUGGAUUUACAACGUCUCUCGUUUAUAUCAGCCUAUGUUGGAGUAGUUCAGCUGGUAGAGCACGGCGCUUGUAACGCCAGGGUAGUGGGUUCGAUCCCCGGGACCACCCAUACACAAAAAUGUAUGCACGUAUGACUGUAAGUCGCUUUGGAUAAAAGUGUCUGCUAAGUGGCAUAUUAUAUUAUAUUACUUAGUUCAGAAACUAAGCUCAGAUGACGGCAGUUGGCAUACACCAGAUGUGGCUAAUUUGUUCCAGCCCAGCAGUAAAACGCCUGGUUCAAAUGAUCAACGGAUCAUGAUUAAUGGACAUCCUCCUCAAAAUCUCUAAAGCAUAAUAAGUGAGUGUCAUCAGGCUCCAUAUUUAUAAAGCGUCCCAGACGGAACCCUGCAUUAUCAUCUAAAAGUCAAAGCUGGUGAUAGAUCAGCACACCUAAGCCCUGGUCUGAGUUCAGAAGGGCACAUUGUUGUGGAACGCUUAGAAAUAUAUCGGGUAGAACAGACAUGCAACCUCUCUGGCAUGUAAGUAAGGAAUCGGGCAAGCUCUAAUCAUGGCAUUUCUAUCUGAACACAACACAGGUGUGCUGGUACCAACGUCGAAUCUACACAUGCUGUGGUCACCCCUAGCACAGACAAUAGCCAAUCAAUGUGGGAAUACUGCACACUGAUGCAAAGUACUGUAUGAUGAGAGCGGUUAAAAGGCUGUACAUUUCUCUGAAAAGGUCGGAUGAUUCUGUGUUGCGGUGGAUUGAAUGCUUUUAGGCCAAUGAAAAGUGAACUCAAAGGCUGCUUCCCGAUUCUCUACCCUUCUCCAAAAGUGUGCACUUGCACACUCCCCGUCAUGGAUUCAAAAGCAUCUGAUUGGUGUAAGCAGUGGCGGAGGGAGGGAGUUACUAACCUUGGUUAAAUCCAAGAGAGAACGGAGAAGUGUGGAGAAUCGGGACUUGUUGAGUUGGACCGUAGUGCACUGGUGAGCAGCACCAUCUAGUGUUAAUGCAUUAAAGGCCUUCAUGCGUCGCUGUUUGGCUGUGGAUGUUCACCAAAACAGUGGAGGGGUACCCACCUUGAUGUUGUUUAAAUCACAGAUUGCCCCUUUAACGUAGACACAGGAAGUCCUCAAUUUAAACAAUAAAUGCAUUGUAAUAUAAUUCAAAGUAACGAUAAACACUUUCAGUGCUGAAGCCCUAUACAGCAGUGGUUCCCAACCUUUUUCAGUUACUGUACCACCAACUGAAUUUUGCUCUGCCCGGAGUACCCCUGAAGUACCCCUCAUGUGCAUUUGAUCAGUAAGCCUAUGGUCUCAUGAGUCUUCUCAAGUAUCACCUGUGGAUAGGCCAAGUACCCCCAGGGGUCCUAGUACCCCUGGUUGGGAACCACUGCUAUACAGGACUGUAUAGAAUAUAGGUAUUUAUGGUUGAAUCACAAUGGUCUGUCAAAUUAAGACAUCUCAUGCUGUUUCAUAAAUUGUUGUAUCGUCAUUGUAUUUCAUUUGUAUGUAUGAUUGGCCAGAGCUCCUUUAAAAAGAGAUUUGCAUCUCAAUGGUUACAAAUGGAUAUGGGUGAAUAAAUAAAUAAAAUUGACAAUAACGAUUAACCAUUAGAAUAUCAAAGGCCCCAAUUCAAUCAAACAAAGACAAAGGCAAAAAGCACUCCUCUCUUUCACUCAAUGUUAAUACAAUUUAGUAUUAUUUUAGUCAUUUCGUGGAUACAAAAUCUGCAAAGGAUGCUUACUCUUGUUUCACCCUCUCUCCUGCAGUUCUGUUUGACAGUGAGGAAGAUCAUCUGCAGUAGGAUGAACGCCUACCUCACAGCCCUGUGUGGAAUGGGAACCAUGUUGUACCUGGGCUCCCUAACGCUGCUAAACACAGUACCCACCCUGCUCGUCCCCUUCACCAUCUGGAUGGCAUCGUAAAACAAAAAUGGCCACCGACAUAUAGAGACUCAUUGACAUGACUGCGGAAUAUGGAAUGCUUAAAUGAUGUCCUACUAUCAGUAACACUGUAUUAUCACUGUACAUGAAAUCAAAAAAGCAUUGUGGGAAAUGUCACGUUUGUGGUGAUUUUUUUGACAGUUUAAAGAAGAGUAAACAUUUUGUACAACUGGUAUUUACUGUGUAUAACCGUCUAUAAAUGGACAGCAAUAUUCUAAAAAAAUAUUGUUCCUGAUAAAGGCAUUGUUUUGACAAUAUAUAAUGGACAUCAUGGCCUUUAUGGUCAAAAUUAUACACACAAUAAUGACAUUAGGACAGGAUGGACAAGGUGCAAUUUGACACUGUUAUUGCCAUUCUCAGACAAGCUGAAUGUACUGAACUAGCUAUGUGUCUUUCAAGUGAAUUCGUAUGCCUACUCUCCCUUGUGAAGCUUUUCAAUUAGGCUAUCAAUUCUCCUCCUGUUGUUGCCCUUACUUAUACUCCCAGUAGAUAGCACUGUAAGUAACAUCACCAUGCUUCUGAAUGAAAUGCAUUAUUUUGGAAUAUAUUGGGAGACAAGUCUACAGGAAAUCUCAGGCUCUGAAUAUAGAAGUCCCAGAAAAUGGUUCGUGCCAGCAGGAUCCAGAAUUCUUGGCCAUUAUUAUUUGUGGUGGUUUCAGCAUGGUUCAAGCAUGGUUGAAAGGGUCCCUAAUACUGUAGUGAUAAGAACCAGUGUUUUCUCAGUCGGAGAUAUCCUUUCCAUCCAUUUCAGGCUCCCACUGGCCUACUCAGAAAGAAUAACAAACCAUUCAAUAAUUCACUGUAAAAAUGUAAUUUCAGAAGUAAUCUGAUGCCAACAGUGCUUGCAUUUCUUUUCCUAAUAUGGCAUUUUGGAUGGCAAAUUGAACUAAUGACUGCAGUAAACAUAACGCGCAUGUAAACAUUCGAUUUUAAGGAUGAUUAAACUAUCAAUUAUGAAAGUA
Coregonus sp. 'balchen' is the source of this 7064-nucleotide messenger RNA. NCBI's taxonomy places the organism in Eukaryota, Metazoa, Chordata, Actinopteri, Salmoniformes, Salmonidae. The record is from the annotation of a GenBank genome assembly.